GGGUGCUAGAUUCAGAAAAAUGGGGUUGAGUCAUGACAUAUUUAAAAUAGGACACUGACAUAAUCAAACGAUAACUGCUCCCCGGAAAUAUCCGUCAGUAAGCUUACAUUUUAAGCUGUGCUUUUUUCAUUGAAUGUUGAAGAAUGUAGAAAUGUCAUAGAGGUUACUAAUUAACCUGUGCACAAUCCUUUGAAUUUGAAGAGAAAAAACGCACUUUCAAUUGGAAUGGCAGGAUUGGGUGAUUUACAUGAACCGAUUCCAGUUGAUGUGGUGGAAUAUACCCUGUUUCCUUCCGUUCCAGCGAAUUUGCAACAUGAGCACAUAGACGACUGGCUAAACGACAAAUUAGAAUCGUACUUGACACAGCUUAGUCCAGAUGUCAUCAAAUAUUUAUGGCAGAAAGAAUCGUUUGAACUACGACCUGUACGCCCAAAAGGUUAUAUUCCAGCAUGUUUACAAGGUAAAACAAAUUAUGGAGGUAAUAUAGAUGAUGAAUGGUUUAUUGUAUAUCAACUAUUUCAACUAACUAAAAUGUCUCAUGGAUUAAUAGCAAGUGUUCAAGAUGACGAUGGUGAAUUCCUUUUAGUUCAGGCUGCUGAUUUCUUACCUAAAUGGCUAGAACCCGAUACUGCUGAAAAUAGGAUUUUCAUUUUUAAUGGAGAACUUCACAUAAUACCAAUCACAGAAUACCCAGCACAAAAAAACAGUUCUUCAGAGCAAACUCUAACUUUAACUGAUGCUCUCAGAUGUAUAAGGGACCCCAAGAUACAAACCAAAGCAAGUCCUCAAAUACAAAAUUCAAUAAAGAAGAAGUUAAAUAUGUUUCCUGAAAAAGCAAAUGAGAAUCUUCAUUUUGCAAAUUGUUACAUUCCUACCUCGGUGGCAGCUGUACUAGAACAAAAUCCUACUUUAGUAUCGCCAGCAGUGGAAGCAUUCUAUUAUCGUGAUCCAAUAGAUUUACAGGCAUGCCGUACAAUGAAAAUAUUUCAACAAGAAGAUAUGGUUAUAUACAGGGUGAAAUUUACCAGAUAUAUGUAUGCUCAAUUACUACAACAAGAUUUUCAACCAGAUAGACGAAGUGGUUGGACAUUACCAAGUAAAACUAACCCUCAAUUUAAACAGGAUGAUCUAGGUUUAAAACUAGCUCAUGGAUUCGAAAUUUUGUGUUCAAGGAGUGGAAGUAAAAAUUACAAUAUUAAUGGCCACACAUCGUUCAACGAAUCGGACAGCCGAUGGCAGCGUUAUUUAAAAUCAUUGACAGAGAAGGGCUUCUUUCAGAAUGUAUUAGAAGGAUCAAGGUAUUAUAAAGUUUUAUUAGAAGAAGCCAAAUCAUUUUAUACCGAACAUUUCGCUAAUCACAAAAGUACAAAGAAAGAAGCAGGUGAUACAAUAUUACAGUUAUUAGAAUCUAGUCCAUAUUCAAUGGAAGAUUUCAAGAAAAAAGAACAUUCUCUUCCUCUAGCAGAUGAUGAUAGUUGGUUAGAAAUUAGUCCAGAUGAGUUAGAUCAACUAUUACAUGAUACAGUUGGUAAAAAUACCACAAAUACUUCACAGCAAGAUACAUUUGAUCUAAGUCAAAUAACAGAAAAUAUGAAGUCUUUUGUCAACAAUAUAUCAUCUGUGGAAGGAGCUGAGUUUCCAGAGGAAGGUGAUGAUGAUGAUGAUAAAGAAGUACAGUUUGAUGGAAUGGGUUUUAUUCAUGCCAUGCAGAAAAUGUUUGAUUUUCCUGAAGAUAAAGAUGAUGAUAGCGAUGAUAUGGAUGAGUAUGGAUGGGAAGAAGAUGAUAGUGAAGAUGAAUUUAAUCCAUCAAAAUUUAAGCUAAAUAAACCAAAGACUAAAAUUGACACCAAGAUGAAACAUUACAUGAAUGAAAUGGACAGAGAACUUGCCAAAACAGAGAUGGGAAAGAGUUUUGAGAAGACGCCUAAACCAGCAAAGGUGGCAACAAAACCGCAACCGAAUGCCAAACCCAAACCCAAACCCAAACCUGGAGUUUCUGCUAAACCAAGAAAAACUCAAAAUAUUGAUGACGAAGAUGAUGAUUUCCGACCUGUCAAUAUUGAUUUAACUCUGGUUAAAAAUACCCUAGAAUCUUAUAGUGCUCAGCAAGGUUUACCAGGUCCAGCUACAAAUAUACUUAAUAGUAUGGGUAUAAAUAUCCCCAAAAAUACUGAUGUUUAGACACAGAUCUGUUUAGAUAUCUAUUGUGAAAAUCAUUUGAUGAUUUUGAUUGUAAGAAAUCAAUGACUAAUUGACCAUUUCAUGGUUCCCAACUCUUCUGUAAAAUGAGGUAGAAAUAGCCACCAAGUGUGGACAACUUUCUUAGUAACACAGUUACAUUAUGUCAUAGUUAUUUCAGUACUUUUACAUUAAGUUUACAUUAUGUAUUUUUGAAAAUUUCCUGACAUAUGUCUUCCUUGAUUGUAGAACUAAAGUACUAUGGUUUUUUUGUAUUGAUCUUAAAUGCCAACUUAUGGGUCAAUGGUAGUUAAAUUCCCGAGUCUCAAAAUAAAUCUACAAAAUUAUACGUCAUGACAGUGAGCUCCCUGGCUCCCUUAAAUAUCAUUCAAUAACUAUAAAAUGAUGAUUUAGAGUGUAAUAUAGAAUGGUUGUCUGAUUCUUUGAUCCGAUUUCUGGUGAUUUGGAUCUAAUUAUUAUAGGUUGUGACAUCAAAUAGCAUUUCUAUAAAGAGAAUAAUAAAUCAAAAGUAGAUCUGCCUCUAUUUUGACAUAAUUAUUGUGAAAUAGACAUUUUAUAUAAAAGGUGCUGUUGUGUAAAAUAACACAUCUUAAUUUAGAGUCAAAUCAAAACACACACAUAUAUAUAUAUAUAUACAUAUAUCACAAAGUUUUUCACCUGAAUUAUUAUCCGUAUACAUCAGUUUAGAAUUUUAUAUUUCUUUACAUUGAUCAUGGAGUGUGAGAGCUGGCUGUAAGAAUCUAGUAGAUGUUUAAUGUUAUUGGGCUGUGACACAAAUUAAGGUUUUAUUUGCCAUUACAACAGUAUCUCAUCUGACUGAUGUGGAUAGUAUUAUAUUCUUUGUGAUAUAAAAAACUUAUAAUUUGACUACUUAAUUAACAGUAUUAUUAUUAAGUGUACUCAUCAACAAAAUGGAGUUUGUCUAGUAUUUGAAAAUUUGAAAUGUGAAAACUGAUUCAAUUAGUUAUACUUAACCCUUUGAAUCCAAUAUUAAAUUAGUUUUAGCUAGUGUUUAUUUUCCUGUAUCCUGUUACUUCCUGCUUCUUUUAGAAUCUUGAUGAGCCGAUAAGUAACAUGUUCGAAGGGUUAAUAAAAUCCUCACCAUAUACGUUAUACAGAAUUAUGAAACUUAAAAGUUUUAUGAUGUGGAUGUAGGUUGGAGUGAUGGGUAGGGUAUGGGUUCCCAACACAGAACAUACUGCACCUGUUUUUUUAUAAACAUAGGCUAAGCCUGUUACCUGAUUCCCAUUCACCGUUACGGCAGAUUCUUAAUAAAAAUAUUAAUAAAAAAAAGAUUACAGACUGUUUAUUUAGUAGCCUAAUAAUCAAUUGUAUUUUAGGUUCAAAAUGUCAAUUUUCAUUGUAACCUGGUCAUAGUAUUAGAUUUUUUUUUUAAUUUUCUAUUUCAUCUUUCUUUUUAUAGUGUAUCUUUAAGAAAAUAAGAGAUUUUAUAAACUA
Molecule: messenger RNA, 3657 nt
Organism: Patella vulgata (common limpet)
Lineage: Eukaryota; Metazoa; Mollusca; Gastropoda; Patellidae
Product: protein ecdysoneless homolog
Exons: 14
Coding region: 226-2181 (651 amino acids)
Cellular component (GO): nucleus
Source: RefSeq, a predicted model, not a curated record